AUGAGACUCGACAUGUUCGAUUCGCUGCCACAGCCGACUGCGCUUCUCUUGUUGUCGAGUCUCGUCCAACUAACAGACGCCCAUGCUUUCCACAAACUACCCAGGCAGACGCCCGAACCUACGAUAACCCUUCCUCACCAUGUUCUCAAUGUCGUCUCAUGGCCGAUACAACCUACCCCGCCACCAGGAGCCGACCUUUUCGCCUAUCGUCGCCGGCAAUUAGACGACAGCUUUAACACUAUUUGCGGCUAUGUCAACGGGGAUUUAGAACUGCCCGCGACAUGCGGGUCAGGAUCUCACUGCGUGGUCGAUACGGAACACAACGUGGUGGGCUGCUGUCCGAACGGCGCGCCGUCAUGCACGGCCGGUGUCUUCACGGGGUGCGUGGACGGGAACAGCGGCGCGCAGACCGAGGUCAACCCCUACGUCUUUAGCUGCACAGGUGCCGCCGUUUGCUACAUGAACGAAUUCGAGGGCGGCUUCUCCCAGUACGGCUGCGGAACCGCAAGCGACAUGGCCGCCACGGUCCAAAACAGCGCCAGCGGAAUCACAGCAAUCCUCAACCGGCCCACCGUUAGCGUUUCGUACACCGAAGGCAUCAGCAUCCUCAGCGAACCCACCACGCUAGGCACCCCGUCCAGCCGGGCUAGCACCGCAUCCGCGCGCUCGUCAGCCUCCCCCGCGUCCGCUUCCGACUCGACGGCCUCCCCCACCGCAACCGAGAACAGCGACGCAGCCGCCCCGCCGGCAACCGACACCGGCCCUCGCACGGGCGCCAUCGUGGGCGGCACCAUCGGCGGCCUAGCCGUGGUCAUCGCGCUGGUAGCGCUAGUCUUUUUCUUCCUGCGGCGGCGCAACGCCAACGUCCGCCAGGGCCCCGGACCGGGCGGCUUCCGCGGCAAAGUCAUCAGCCCGCCACAACCCGGCGGCGGCACGGGCUUCGCAGCCCUCGCAAACGACGACACCGACGCCUUCGAGACCGGGCCCGCGGGGAGCGUGCUCGACCAGCAACAACAACAACACCAACAAUACCAACAACAAUACCACCCGCAACAACCCCAAAUGUCCACUAACCCAGCCGCCACCACCUCCGCCGCCGCAGCAGCCGCCGCCGCCGCAGGCGCAGCCGCCAGCGCGCCCCCGGGAACCGCCAACCGGAGCAUGCUCCCGCCACUAGCCACCGCCCCGCCCAUGCCCUUCCAGAGCGAGGUCUCGCCCGUCGAGCACCACGACCUCGACACCCCGCUCGCCUACAGCCACUCGGCCAUCAGCGGUGUCGCCGGCGGCGCCGGCCUUUCCUCGGCAGGCGCCGCCUCCGCCGCGUCUUCGUCCUACCCGCCCUCCUCAUCCGGCGGUCUGAGCGGGGGGGAUGGGCAGCAGAAUCUGGCGAACAAUGUACCGGCAGCAAAUGGAGCGGGGAUGGGGGGGAUGGGCCAGCAGCAGCAGCAGGGGUAUGGCUACGGCCCGGCGGCGUACGCGGGCGGGUCCGGGCUGAUGAUGGGCAUGAGCCCGCUGUUGCUGAAUCGCGGCGCCGAGCGCCACUUGGAGAGUGAUCAGGUGCCGCUGACGGGGGCGGCGGCGGGGGGGCAGGGUGGUGGUGGUGGUGGUGGUGGUGUGGGUGGGGUGCGGGAGAUGGAUGACUUCUCGCAGGGGUUCCAUGCGGCGUUGGGGAGGAUCGGGGAGGAGGAUGAGGAGGAUGAGGAGGGGCGGCGGUUGAGUCGGUUGCAGCAGCAGCAGCAGCAGCAGCAGUCGCAGUACCAGCAGCAACAGGGGGGGUAUCAGGAUGUUGUUGGUGGUGGUGGGGGUGGUGCUGAUGAGGGGGGGACGGUGGGGAGUGAGGGGUCGGGGCAGGGACGGCCGUUGUGGCAGCAGAAUAGGAGGCAGAGUCGGAAUUUGAUGUGGAUGUGAGGGGUGGGGGGAGGGAGGGAUGGGCUUGCUUAGCGGCGGCGUUCAGCAAAUUGGGCGUGUUGGCGGCGUUGGAAAAACCUGCAUUUUUAUUUGGGAAGCGAGCAUGCAUUUUGGGUUUGAGCUCGUGGGUGGGUGUGCGGUUUGGAUACACAUUGAGGACUACUUGGAGACGUGUAUAUAUUGUUUGUUUGUUUGUGGGGUUGGCAGCGGAUAUUCGUAUCCAUGCACGCAUGAAAUAAUGAGGAUGAUGUUGACCGCAG
Molecule: messenger RNA, 2168 nt
Organism: Chaetomium fimeti
Lineage: Eukaryota; Fungi; Ascomycota; Sordariomycetes; Sordariales; Chaetomiaceae
Exons: 1
Coding region: 1-1908 (635 amino acids)
Source: RefSeq, a predicted model, not a curated record